UGUCUUGUCGGUUGCCAAUUAACUUUUGCCCUGACCUUUUAACUUGUAUACUUUGAAGUAUUUAAUCAGAUUAGGCCCCCCCCCCCUAACCCUAACCCCCCGUGUUCCUGUAAGGCAGCAAUUUCCCAGCAGGCAGAAAGUAAAGCUGUGGGUGAGGAGUUUUUCGGGUACUCCACACCCACUCAUGAACCCCCCCCCCCCCCCAUUUCUCUCCUUUAUCUUCACUCUCCGGAGCUGUCUGGGUGGACAUAACCAACCUCCCUCCCUGCAUUUCUUUGACUCUGGAUCUGGAGCUGCGCCUGAGCAAGAUGAAACAGGUGCGUCCCCUCGUCAUGUUGACCGCCAUCGCUCUGCUGGUUCUUCCACGGUCCUCCACCGCCCAGAACCCAUCAGACCUCCUACAUGUGACCAUCACAUCUGGUCCAAACGCGACGGGCGAGCUGGGCGCCUCACUGAUAUUACCGUGUCUGGUGUCGCUGGCCCGUCCACCGCCCGCCCCGGCCACCAACGGCCGGCACGCCGCUCUCUCUCUACCUCGCGUCAGGUGGAGCCUGGUAGGCCACGAUAACGAGACUGAGAUCCUGGUGGCUCGCGGCGACAGCGUGCAGGUGAGCGAGGCCUACCGGGGCCGGGCCUCGCUGCCGCGUUACGCCGUCUCCCCCGCUGACCUGACGCUUCAACUGGAGGGGCUGAGGUACGGCGAUGCCGGCGAGUAUCGCUGUCAUGUGCAGCAGGGACCCGACCAAGACCACGAUGCCACACGGGUCCAAGUCAAAGGUUUGGUGUUCCAUCGCGGGGACCCGUCGAGAAGCUCGCACGCCUUCACCUUUGAGCAGGCCCGCGAGGCUUGUACGGGGAUCGGGGCCCAAAUGGCCAAGCCGGAGCAGCUGGUGGCGGCUUACCACAGCGGCUACGAGCACUGCCGAGCGGGUUGGCUCUCGGACCGCUCGGUUAGAUAUGCGGUUCAGAAGCCAAGAGAGGACUGCUUGGGUGUCAUGGAAGGUCUUCCAGGAGUGAGGACCUUUGGAACGUUAGAGCCCCAACAACUUUUUGAUGUCUACUGCUACGUGGGCCACAUUGGAGGUGAGGUGUUCCACGCCUCGGCUCCUCGCGGUUUUACCUUCGGGCAGGCCAAGGCGUACUGCCAGAGCGAAGGGGCGGAGCUAGCUACCCUCGGUCAACUGUACUCAGCCCGGCACCAGGGAAUGAACCACUGCGGCUCAGGGUGGCUGAAGGGCGGCAGGGUGCAUCACACCAUGGUGACCUCCGGAGGGCGCUGUGGGGAUGCGCCAGGAAACAUGACGGAGUUCCCCGAAGCUCACAACCACCAUGACGUCUACUGCUUCAGAAGUGACUUCGCUCCAUCUCCGCUAUCUACUCUCACCACUGAGUCAGAAGACGUCAGCCAUCUUCUCUCCACAGCAGAAACAGCCACCUGUAGUGAGGUUCAAACGGUCCACCCUGUCACGCAACACCCACUAAAGACCGAAUCGUGGACUUCGGAUGAUCCUGAGCCUGAAAGUCACAGGGCAUCUUUUGCCAACUUGAAGAUCUUCAUUACAAAGACAACAUCUGGACCCGAUGACAUCACCAGCCACUCGGAGGAACACAAGAGCACUUUUCCCACUAGUGCUAGUACCGUGGAUUUGACGUCAUCUCACAGCAUAGAACCAAGCUCCACUGUCUCACCCACUUUUGACCACAACAAAACAGUUGAAGAUCAUGAAGAGUCUGAAGACCAAAAGACCCACCCCUUGGUUACUAUGGAAACCAACUCAAUCACCUCCUCAGAGCCACCUUUGGAUUCAAGUGAGGAGCUUUCUGGUGUGGCAUCCAUCACGCCAGAGUCACCCAAGAUCCUACCAGCUGAGGUCAUGACAGUCACUGCGACCCCUUCCACCAGGACCUCAUCCUCUGGGAUCCAAUCUAGCUCCGCUCCGGACCUGCUUACCUUCAUCUCGGACAGUACGACACACCAAGAAGCAGUCCAGAAUACCACACCAAAAGAUGGAGACAACGCUAGAACCGAAACCGCCACCAAAGAAAGUCCAGAAGUAAAACCAGGAUGGAGAUCAAACCUGAGGGACUCACCAGAUCACACAACUGUUCCCGGAACACCUCCAUCGACAUCUACUUCCUCCACACAUCAAUCUGGAUUCCGCAUGUUGUCCAGCUCUCCACUUCCUGUUGCAUGGAAAGAAGCCACUAGCAUCACCAGCACACCAAAGGGAGGACAAGAGGAGACCGGCCCUCAAAGAUGUUCCGGGUGUCUCCUUGAAGACCAAACCAAGGAGACCGUAACUGACCCGAUUGUAGACCGAGAAGAACCCACGGUCAUGGCUGAAAGACAGGAAGUCAUCCUAGACCUAUGCGGGGAGAGCCCAUGUUUGAAUGGCGGCACAUGCGUCGACGGCGAGACGCCCAAAUGCCUCUGCCUGCCCGGGUACAACGGCGCCUCCUGCCAGUCAGAUGUGGAGGCUUGUGAGGCCGGCUGGGAGAAGUUCCAAAGCUUCUGCUAUCGUCAUGUGACCGCACGGCAGAGCUGGGAGGGGGCAGAACAACACUGCCGGAUUAUUGGCGGACAUCUUAUGUCCAUCAUGUCCCCUGAGGAGCAACAGCACAUCAAUGACAAAUAUCGAGAGUACCAGUGGAUCGGACUGAACGACAAAACCAUCGAGGGAGAUUUUCGCUGGUCCGACGGGAACCUUCUGAUUUACGACAACUGGCACAGAGGACAGCCGGACAGUUACUUCCUGUCCGGCGAGGAUUGCGCCGCCAUGGUUUGGCACGACGGAGGACGCUGGAGCGACGUGCCUUGCAACUACCAUCUUUCCUUCACCUGCAAGAAAGGCCUCUCAUCCUGCGGCAAGCCUCCGACAGUCCCCAACGCCACGCCGUUUGGUAAGACGCGGACGCACUACGAGACCUUCGCCAAGGUACGCUACCGCUGCCACGCCGGCUACGUCCAGAAACUGAACCCCAUCAUCAGCUGCCUGCCCAGCGGCCGCUGGGAGGAGCCCUUGAUCUUGUGCAUGCCAGACCUCCGACUCAAUUCAACUGCUCGCCCCCAUCCCGAUGCGGUGGAGGAAGUCACCGUAGAGGUCCACACACAAAGCAGCACCCCGCUACAGAAAAUCCCUCUCUAAACAUCUUCAGCACAGAAACUAACCUUAGGCUCCACCCCCCCCAAAAAUACGCUGUAAUCCAAAUAGUACAGCCGAGUCACACAAACAAGUAAUUUUAGCGUCCUGUUUGUAUUUUUUGAUUUCGAAAAGUGAUGUAUUUUAUUAAAGCAAACAUGGCGGGGCA
Syngnathus typhle (broad-nosed pipefish) is the source of this 3309-nucleotide messenger RNA. It is a transcript of the gene bcan, whose product is annotated as brevican. Bases 309 to 3146 code for a protein of 945 amino acids. The transcript is spliced from 14 exons. Gene Ontology annotation, molecular function: hyaluronic acid binding. The record is from RefSeq and is a predicted model, not a curated record. NCBI's taxonomy places the organism in Eukaryota, Metazoa, Chordata, Actinopteri, Syngnathiformes, Syngnathidae. Gene Ontology annotation, biological process: cell adhesion.